CGUGGUCUCAGGCGCUGCUGAAAGUGCCCCCUAGGACUCCCCUCCAGGGCGGGGGGACGCCACGCAGUACGUGGGGAGGGUGGGUCUCCCACCUGGGUACUUCUGGCCCAACCCCUCAUGGCUGAGGGCGGGCUCUGAGGCCCAGAGAGGGGAGGUCGCCUCCCUAGGAAGCGGUGGUCUCAGGGUUGAAGCUAGAACCCAGGCGUGGGACCUGGCUGCAGCCCUGUGCUGUGUGCACCUUGCCCACCAACCGCCUCAGGUGAGCUCAGGUGCGGGCUUCGGCCUGGGGGCUCGCUUCCUGGUACCGGCGGCCCCGCCCUGCGCCCUCCCCCUCCCCCUCCCCUCCCCCUAGGCGGGCUCUUCGGGCGGCGCGGGGUGGGCGGGGCGGGCCUGCGGGCGCCGGCCUGGGCCCUACCCGUGGCGGGCGGAGCGGGGAAGACCGGGUCGGGUCGAGGGCCCAGCGUGGCGCCCAGGGCCAUGGAGCCGCGGCCCGGGGCGUGUGCGGCGGCGCUGGCUGCGGCCCUCCUCCUGCUGCUGGGUGCCCAGGGCCAGGGCAGCGCUCCCAGCCCCAGGUGUGACUGUGUGCACAGCUUCCAGAUGAGGAGUGGUCUGGUCUGCUGCGGGGGCUGCCCAGCAGGGCACUACUUGAAGGCCCCCUGCACAAAGCCCUGUGGCAUCUCCACCUGUCUCCCGUGCCCCCGGGGCACCUUCCUGGCCUGGGAGAACCACCACAAGACCCGCUGUGCCCGCUGCCAGGCCUGUGAUGAGGAAGCCUCCCAGGUGGCCCUGAAGAACUGCUCUGCGGUGGCGGACACCCACUGUGGCUGCAAGCCAGGCUGGUUCAUGGACUGCGUCGUCAGCCAGUGUCCCCACAGCUCUCCCUUUCGCUGCCACCCGUGCCCAGACUGUGAGGCCGUGCACCGCCGCACGCGGGCGCCCUGUUCCAGCGGAGACACUCACUGUGGGACCUGCCUGCCCGGCUUCUAUGAAUACGGCAACAGCUGCGUGUCCUGUCCCACGAGCACCCUUGGGGGCUGUCCUGGGCCGUGUGUGGCUGUCUGUGGCUGGAGGCAGGUGUUCUGGGUCCAGGUGCUCCUGGCAGCCCUGGUGGUCCCACUCCUGCUUGGUGCCACCCUGACCUACACAUACCGCCGCUGCCAGCUUUGCAAGGCCAUAGUUCCUGCAGGUGAAGCUGGGGUGGAGGCCCUGACCUCGCUGCAGGCCACCCACCUCUCACCCCCGGACAGCAGCCCCACCCUUCUGGUAACACCCAGCAGCGGCGAGAAGGUCUGCACCGUCCAGCUGAUAGGCAGCAGCUGGACCUCUGGCUCUCCCCAGGCCCAGGAGGCGCCCUGCCCGGAGGUGACGUGGUCCUGGGACCAGCUGCCCAGCAGAGCUCUUGGCCCGCCGCCCCCGCCCUCGCCGGCGCCCCCUGCAGGCUCGGCGGCCGCCAUGCUCCAGCCGGGCCCGCAGCUCUACGACGUGAUGGACGCGGUGCCCGCGCGGCGCUGGAAGGAGUUCGUGCGCACGCUGGGGCUGCGCGAGGCGGAGAUCGAGGCGGUGGAGGUGGAGGUCGGGCGCUUCCGCGACCAGCAGUACGAGAUGCUCAAGCGCUGGCGCCAGCAGCAGCCCGCGGGCUUGGGCGCCGUCUACGCCGCCCUGGAGCGCAUGGGGCUGGACGGCUGCGCCGAGGACCUGCGGAGCCGCCUGCAGCGUGGCCCGUGACGCCGGGGCCCACCCGCCACUGCGAGGCUCUGGUGGCCCUUGCAGAAGCCCUAAGUACGGUUACUUAUGCGUGUAGACAUUUAAUGUCACUUAUUAAGCCCCUGGCACGGCCCUGCGUAGCAGCGCCAGCCAGCCUCACCCCUGUGCGCCCCCAAGGUUCCAGUAAAGGCGAGGAAGCGCCAACGACCAUCAGCUGUUUUUCGGCCUGUGUUUGGCUGAGGCCUUGGUAUUAUUAAAAAUCUAUGAAGAAAAGCUGCUGCUUGGUGUUU
This is a messenger RNA of Orcinus orca (killer whale), 1994 nucleotides long. It is a transcript of the gene TNFRSF25, whose product is annotated as TNF receptor superfamily member 25. The record is from RefSeq and is a predicted model, not a curated record. Gene Ontology annotation, biological process: signal transduction. Gene Ontology annotation, molecular function: protein binding. Gene Ontology annotation, cellular component: plasma membrane. Bases 478 to 1725 code for a protein of 415 amino acids. The transcript is spliced from 10 exons. Lineage: Eukaryota; Metazoa; Chordata; Mammalia; Artiodactyla; Delphinidae.